Molecule: messenger RNA, 975 nt
Organism: Rasamsonia emersonii CBS 393.64
Lineage: Eukaryota; Fungi; Ascomycota; Eurotiomycetes; Eurotiales; Trichocomaceae
Product: UDP-glucose 4-epimerase
Exons: 1
Coding region: 1-975 (324 amino acids)
Source: RefSeq, a predicted model, not a curated record
AUGCCGUCGAUUCUUGUCACAGGUGCCGGCGGCUAUGUCGGUCAAGAAUUGGCUGCCGGUUUGCUCCGUUCCACCCCGUCAGACACAAUCGUCACCAUCACGGACAUUCAGGCACCGCCUGUACCUGCUUCCGCUGCUCAGUAUGCCUCUCGCGUCCGAAGCGUCGCAGCCGACCUCACCUCUCCCCAGGUGGUUGACUACCUGAUCAAAGAAUCAAGUCCCUAUGAGACCGUCUAUCUGCUCCAUGGCAUCAUGUCCAGCGGCUCCGAGGCCAACUUCGAACUCGGAAUGCGUGUCAACCUUGAUGCGACCCGAUACAUUCUCGAGCGACUGCGAACCACCAUGCCAGGGGUCAAGGUCGUCUUCACCUCUUCGCUCGCUGUGUACGGCCCGACUCCGCACGGGUUUGUCAUCAAUGAGACCAACCUACCACCGGUGCCAUUAUCAUCCUACGGCUCGCAGAAACUCGCUAUCGAAAUCCUGCUGAACGACUACUCGAGAAGAGGCUUCUUGGACGGCCGCGCCGUCAGGUUGCCAACAGUCACAGUGAGGGCUGGUAAACCCACCCAGGCAGCCAGUAGCUUCGUCAGUGACAUCAUUCGAGAACCAUUCCAUGGGAAGAAGGCCAUCCUGCCUGUGAGCAAGGAGACGGAAGUGUGGAUCUGCUCGCCGUAUACCGUGGUGAAGAACCUGUUGCAUGCACGAGAAAUCCCCAAGGAAGCUUUUGGGAACUCGAGGUCCGUUAACCUGCCUGGACUGAAGGUGACUGUCCAAGAGAUGCUCGAUGCGCUCGAGCAAAUCGGAGGCCCGGAGAGACGAGCCCUCGUCGAGGAGAAAUACGAUGCGGAUGUCGACAGGAUUGUGCAGUCGUGGUCUCCCAACUUUGACACUGCACGUGCGAAGGAACUGGGAUUCUCGGAAGACAUUCCCUUCAUUGAGAAUGUCAAGCAAUUUGCCAGCAAUUUUGCCUCAUGA